UGUAAUCGCCAUAUUGUUUGCACACACGUUGUGUUAACGAUUCAGUAGUGAUAAUCUCGUGGUGUCGCAAGUGUUUGAUAAGCCACGAGAGGGAAGUGUUGAAAGAAAGGUAAAUAACUCGAGCCAGAGCUCCGAGGCGGCGAAACUGUCGUUCUGAAUCGUGUUAGAGAUUUAUCCAGUAAGAACCAUCGUGACGUGAUCGACAUAAACCGUGUUGUAAAUCGAUCGUGUCUCGAAGCUGUCCGAGCGUCAUACGAUUAAUUCCUUAGCUCAGACACAUCAAAAGUUUCAAGUAUUCGUUACGGUGACGUCAUCGACAGUUCUGAGGGAUGGCCCGUGCUUACAAGCAUCGCGACGCAUCGCCUCUCCUCUUUUUAUCUCCGUAAAAUCGACCAAGAAACGUAAGCUAAAUUCUUCGCGUACACGACGACAUGAUCGAAGAAACACGAAAGUGUUCAUAACACUGACAUUUCCUAGUGAAAUCGUUUAUACGUACACUUUGGACGAAUUAAUCGAGUGAAAACCUACUUAUAUAGAGGCAUCAGGCCGAAGGGGUUUCUAUAGAAGAAAGAAAGAGAGAAAAAGAGAGAUUGUGAGACUGGUGACCCGGGUGCAAUGUCGUAUCACCGUGGGGGCCAGGCGGGCGCCGUAGCAGUUUCGUACAGCACCAGUCCAAUGGCACCGCAUUCUCCUAGCAGACGAUGUUCCAGCAAUAACAGCGGCAACAACAGUUCCGCUAUUGGCACCUCCACCUCGAAGCUGAACACCUACAGAUCUACUGCUUCCUCGUCGAUCUUAGAUCGACCAACAAAUUUCUACUCGACAUCGUCGUCGACGUCAUCGUCGUCGGGCAGCUCGGGCUUUCGUUCGAACUAUACGACCGAGUACAGGCGAUCCUACUGCCCAUCAGGCAGGUCAGUUUCGUCGUCGGCAUACAGCAGUACGGGUAGCGGUAGUGGUACAGCUACGAAUGUGACGACAAACGGAACCAGCGGCACUAGAUUCGGCUUGUCUACAUCGUCGUCCUCAUCGAGCAUCUCUGCCGGCAGUUCGUCCAGAGAUAGAGGGAUCCCAGAAUCCUCGUCUAGACUAGAAAUAACGGCGGAUUUGAUCAGGUAUUCGCCAUCUGGUUAUAUACCGAAUAUCCGUCAAACGAGCAGCACCACUGGCAGCACUAGUGGAAUCCAUCAUCAUCAUCACCAUCAUCAUCAGUGGAAGCAUCAUUCGACCGGUUCGUCGUUGACGGAGUUGUUCGGUGGUGACGAUCGUGAUAUAGCCGUCGAACGUACCGGCAGAGAUCAUCGUCCGGAGUCGUCGCUCUCCUCGUCCUCCUCGUCAUCUUCCUGCGCCGUUGGUGGUGCACUCUGGUCCAGGUCGAAGAGAAGGCCACUGUCCAGCAGCACGGUGCUCAACAGCGGGCAUGCACGCGCGGACAGUGCCGCGUCGCCUGGCGAGACCGGGUUCGUAGGCGGCAUUACGCCGCCCAUCUUGCAAAACGGCGUGGCGGGAAGACCGUCCGGUACUUAUGGGGACGACCCAUCCGUGCCUUCUACAUCCAGGAGACCGGAUGGUCACUUCUCGGGGACAAACACUGCCAGUAAUCUGACUUCCUCGUCACCCACUGCACCGUCCACGGCUCACCAAAAUCUCUAUCGCGGGGUCGCCGAUCAGUUUGUGAGCUGGGGAUUGUGGUGCGUGUGGGUAAUAAUUAUUUUGCUGUUCGUGUACGCGUUCCUGCUGGGUGUUGCGGCUCCUCUGACGACCCAGAAACAUGUCUCUUCCGGUGUGUAUACAAUACAGUUCGGCAAUUCCAUAGUGACCACGCGCGCUACUCUCCAGCCUCCAGCCAUUUGUUUAAAGGAAGGAAGCCCUACGAACAAAUCGGCUCGUAAUCGAUUACAGGCGCAUCGCGAUGAGCGAUGUGGACUAAACGGAUUACGAAAUAUCGGGAAUACAUGUUUUAUGAACAGUGUGAUCCAAUGUUUGAGCAAUACGAGACCGUUACUGGAAUAUCUGCUGAACGAACAGUACCUCGCUGAUAUAAACACUACUACAAGCAGUAUGAAAGGAGCAUUGAUCAAAGCGUUUAGUCAGGUGAUACAUGAGUUAUGGGAAGUGGGUGGUGAUCUCGUGGUUAAUACGACGGCGCUCAAAUCUCAAAUACAAAGAUUCGCACCACGUUUUAUGGGAUAUAGUCAACAGGAUGCUCAAGAGUUUCUUAGGUACCUAUUAGAAGGAUUACAUGAAGAUGUGAAUAGGGUGACGGUAAAACCACAACCAAUACACACGGAUAUUCCUGAAAUGUACACAGAUAGUCAGAAGGCAGUAGAAAGCUGGAAACGCUACUUACGUAGUGAAGAUAGUAUGAUAGUGGACGUUUUCGUUGGUCAAUUACGUUCGUCGUUACAUUGCACUUCUUGUGACCAUGUGUCGGUCACAUUAGAUCCUUUCUGGGAUCUCAGUUUGCCAAUACCGGCUAGAAGUGGUACAGUGAAGUUGAGCCAAUGUUUGGAGCAUUUCACGCGAGAAGAGGUGCUCGAUGGCGAUGAAAAACCGACUUGUUCUAAGUGUCAGAUGAGGAGAAAGUGCACGAAAAGUUUCAGCAUACAAAAGUUCCCGAAAAUUCUUGUUAUUCACUUAAAACGUUUCUCACCAAUGGAACGAUUCCGCAGCAAGCUAAAUGUGAUGGUAGAUUUUCCAUUGACAGGUUUGGAUCUCAGUGCCUUUGCUGCGCCUAGAGUUCCGGGUUGUACGUACAAUUUAUAUGGUGUCGCGAACCAUUCGGGCACAACACACUCCGGUCAUUAUACAGCAUAUUGUAAGCAUCCAUACUCGGCAGAAUGGCAUGAGUAUAAUGAUAGCCGGGUGUCCGCGGUUCCAGCGCGAUCGGUCGUUUCCAACGAAGCCUACGUACUGUUCUACGAGCAGCAGCCUCACAGCUCUCACUUGUAACCUUACGCCAUGCUUAGAAUAUGAAAAAAAACGACCAUCUUGCCUCUCAAUACCUCAGUCCAGCAUAUAGUAUAAAAAAGAAAA
Apis dorsata (giant honeybee) is the source of this 3036-nucleotide messenger RNA. RefSeq names its product ubiquitin carboxyl-terminal hydrolase 2-like. Lineage: Eukaryota; Metazoa; Arthropoda; Insecta; Hymenoptera; Apidae. The record is from RefSeq and is a predicted model, not a curated record. Gene Ontology annotation, cellular component: cytoplasm. Gene Ontology annotation, biological process: protein deubiquitination. Bases 616 to 2952 code for a protein of 778 amino acids. Gene Ontology annotation, molecular function: cysteine-type deubiquitinase activity. The transcript is spliced from 9 exons.